Molecule: messenger RNA, 4357 nt
Organism: Puntigrus tetrazona (Sumatra barb)
Lineage: Eukaryota; Metazoa; Chordata; Actinopteri; Cypriniformes; Cyprinidae
Product: serine/threonine-protein phosphatase 6 regulatory ankyrin repeat subunit C-like
Molecular function (GO): protein binding
Source: RefSeq, a predicted model, not a curated record
AACUGCCUCACCAGCUAAAGACUCACUCAUCACGUCUAUAAUCGCAACACAAGAUUGUUGUCUUGGUUUCCCAGCCUCGAUUCCUUACUGAUGAGGGACUUUCGGCCCGACUGACGCAGGGAGAUGGGGGUACUCAAUAUUUCAGACCAGCCGCCUCUGGUCCAGGCCAUAUUUAACCGAAAUGUGGAUGAAGUGAAGUUAUUUUUGCACAAGAAAGAUGAAGUCAAUGCACUGGACCAAGAGCGCCGCACACCUCUUCAUGCUGCUGCCUGGCUGGGGGACGUUCAUAUAAUGGAGCUUCUCAUCAGCGCCGGUGCGAAUGUCAAUGCAAAGGAUCACGUGUGGCUAACACCGUUGCACAGAGCAGCUGCUUCCAGAAACGAGAGGGCUGUGGGGCUGCUGCUAAGAAAGGGAGCUGACGUUACCGCGCGGGAUAAGUUCUGGCAGACACCACUGCACAUCGCAGCGGCCAACCGAGCCACGCGUUGCGUCGAGACCCUGCUGCCCCAUGUGACCAGCCUGAAUAUGGCCGACCGCACGGGCAGAGCGCCCCUGCAUCACGCUGCUCAGAGUGGAUACCAGGAGAUGGUUAAAUUGCUGCUGAACAAGGGAGCCAAUCUGAGUGCCAGUGACAAGAAGGACAGGCAGCCCAUUCAUUGGGCAGCUUACCUUGGACAUCUGGAGGUGGUUAAGCUGCUGGUGUCUCAGGGCUCGGAUAAGAGCUGUAAGGAUAAGCGAGGAUACACCCCUCUCCACGCUGCUGCUGCCAGUGGCCACGUCGAUGUGGUCAAGUACCUGUUACGCAAUGGAGCCGAGAUUGAUGAGCCUAAUGCCUUUGGAAACACUGCUCUCCAUGUGGCCUGCUACACGGGACAGGAGGCCGUAGCCAACGAGCUGGUCAACCGUGGGGCCAACGUCAACCAGCCCAACCACCGCGGCUACACGCCCCUGCACCUGGCUGCCGUGUCCACUAAUGGGGCUCUCUGUCUGGAGCUGCUGGUCAACAACGGUGCUGAUGUCAACAUGCAGAGUAAAGAAGGGAAAAGCCCUUUGCACAUGGCAGCCAUUCAUGGACGUUUCACUCGCUCUCAGAUCCUCAUUCAAAAUGGUGGGGAGAUAGAUUGUGUGGACAGAUAUGGCAAUACUCCUCUUCAUGUUGCUGCUAAGUACGGCCACGAGCUGCUUAUCAGCACCUUAAUGACAAACGGUGCUGACACAGCCAGACAAGGGAUUCAUGGGAUGUUUCCUCUACACUUAGCUGUGCUUUACGGGUCCUCUGACUGUUGUCGUAAGCUACUUUCCUCAGGUCAGCUCUACAGCAUUGUGUUGUCAAUGAGUAAAGAACACGUGCUCUCUGCCGGAUUUGACAUCAAUACCCCAGACAACUUCGGGAGGACCUGUCUACACGCUGCUGCCUCUGGAGGAAAUGUUGAAUGUCUCAACCUGCUCUUAAGCAGUGGAGCUGACAUGAAUAAGAAGGACAAGUUUGGAAGGACUCCUUUGCACUAUGCGGCUGCUAACGGGAGGUAUCAGUGUGUAGUGGUUCUGAUUGGAGCAGGGGCGGGGGUCAACGAGCGUGACCGCUCUGGCUGUACACCUUUACACUAUUCAGCUGCAUCGACUGCGUUCUGCAGAACGGACCGACCCCAUGCCAGCACCCAUCAGAACCAGGAGGAUGGGGAGAAGGAAUCCUUCCUGUGUGUGGAGCAUUUGUUGGAUAAUGGCGCUGAUCCAUCUCUGUGCAACACUAAAGGAUACAGUGCUGUGCAUUAUGCCGCGGCCCACGGCAACAAACAAAACCUGGAGCUGCUUUUGGAGAUGUGCUUCAACACACUAGGAGAAAAGGAGAGCAACGGGUCGGUCAGCCCGCUACACUUGGCGGUGGAGUCGGGUCACUGGGAAUGUGUUACUGUGUUAAUUGAGUCUGGAGUGUAUGUGGAUGCCUGUGACCCGGUGGGGCGCUCUGUGCUGUAUGUAGCCUCUCAAAGAGGACAUGCUCGCUGCGUGGAGCUGCUGCUCUGCCAAUCAGCGUCUUGCCUGCUCGCAGAGCACCGCAGCAAAUGGGGUCCUCUUCAUGUUGCAGCUGCCAAUGGCCACUCAGAAUGUCAUGGAUGCUGCUUUGUAGCGAGGGGAGCCGACCUUGUUAAUGUUACAGAUGCAGAGGGACAAACUCCACUAAUGCUGGCAGUGCUGGGGGGACACACUGACUGUGUGCAUCUGCUGCUGGAGAGAGGAGCUUGCCCUGAUAUGAGAGACAGGAGAGGAAGAACAGCCUUACACAGAGGGGCGGUGAUGGGUCGGGAGGACUGUAUAACCGCCCUGCUGUCACACAACAUCUCAGUCCUCAGCAGAGAUUUUCAGGGGCGAACCGCGGUCCAUCUGGCUGCCUCUUGCGGCCAUGCUGACAUUCUCUCCAAUCUUCUUUCUGCUGCUGACCACUCCCAUCCCCACGACCCAAUCACAGACCGCCACGGCUACACACCCGCACACUGGGCAGCCUAUCACGGUCAUGAAGACUGUUUGGAUGUUUUACUUGAACUUAAACCAUGUAGUAUCCAGGAGGGAAACCCCUUCACCCCACUGCACUGUGCUCUCAUUAAUGGCCAUAGUGGUUCUGCAGAGCUGCUGUUGGAAUCCAGUGUUUGUAAUUCGCUGGUAAACAUCAGGGAUGCCAAAGGAAGGACCCCUCUUCACGCGGCUGCAGUUGCCGAGGACGUGGCUGGGCUGCAGCUGGUUCUGCGGCACGGAGCUGACAUCAACGCCGUGGACCACUCAGGGCGUUCUGCACUGAUGGUGGCCGCCGACAACGGUCAAAGCGGUGCUGUGGCCCUGCUGCUGCACAGAGCCAAAGCCGACCUGUCCCUCCUGGAUGUGAACAAGAACACUGCCCUGCACUUGGCCUGCAGCAAGGCUCAUGAAAUGUGUGCCAUGCUGAUCUUGAAGGAGAUCCACAACCCUAUCCUCAUAAAUGCAACCAACAGUAUGCUUCAGAUGCCCCUCCACAUUGCCGCCAGAAAUGGUUUGGCCACCGUGGUUCAGGCCUUGCUGAAUCGUGGAGCCACAGUGCUGGCUGUGGAUGAGGAAGGUCAUACGCCAGCCCUGGCUUGCGCGUCCAAUAAAGCUGUUGCCGACUGCCUAGCUCUCAUUCUGUCAACCAUGAAGCCUUCCUCCUCCACUCCUCCAUCCUCACCGCCGCCUCCCAGCCUCAACCUGCUCAAGCACUGUGGCAUCACCGCCGCCUGUCCCCCCCUGCCCAAUGGAGGCCUUCGCCAUGGUUACGGCAAAGAUCGCCAUGGUGCUACUAUUGGCUUGGAUGGCUACUUGACCGAGUAAGGCGUUCUUACUCGCUAAAAAAAAAAAGAAAAAAAAAGCGUGGUCGCUUGGUUUGGUCCUCUCUACACACCUAGAUAAACCUAUAUGCAAUUACAGCCACACAUCCCUCCUGUGCCAGUAUCAAAGCUUUUCUUCACAUCUCAGUAGAGAGCAAACACGAGAGGACGAAUUUAGCUAUUUAUUUCUAUUUAUUUUCCCCGCUUUCCUUUUCCUCCCACUGCCUGACUCCCAUUUUAGAUGCUGUCCAUUCAGUAUGAGUCUAAAAUCUGAAUCUAAGCCAUCUAUUCGAACCAGUAUCCAUCACUGGCGAGUCAGUCCUUUAUUUCUUCUCCAUUUGCGGUCGAUUCGACUCGGUUCAUGUUAGAAUUAUGCAGCUGUGUGUCUCCAUGGUAACAGUGAUAAUGGAUGGGUUUCCAUAUCAUGCCUCCUAUUUGCGUGACGCUGUGGCCUUGCAUAGGAAUUUACAGCCUGCCCUGAGGAACAAUUUAAACGGGUUACACUAGAUUUGCAUGAAUUUGCGGGACCAUGUAUUUGAUAGUGGUCUUGUGUGUGUGUGUGUACGUGUGUUUGUGUGCGUGCGUGCACGUGUAUGUGUGACAUCCACUUUUGCGCAACAGUCCAAGUUUUUCAUCCCAUACUUGAUUAUUUCGUUUCAAGGUUUUUAUGUGAGGUGCAAUCUGAUUUAGCACAGAUCAGGAAAAAACAAACAACCUAACAGAAUCAUAUUGACAGAAGGGAAACCAUACUACCUUAAGCCAAAAGACCAAUGACCUCCUGAGAGUGGGGUCUGAUAUUUAACGCUUGUUUACUUGUUAGAGAGAAAAGGGAUAGUGUUUGGAUGGGUUUUGAGGAUGAAAAUUCAUAUUAGGUUUACAAUGGAGGCAUUAGGUAGUCCAGAUCACUGUUUGUAGGUGGGCAGAAGAAAGGAAUUAAAAGUGUCAUGAUUUUGGCCGUUUAAACAACAUUUUGAAAACGCUACACUAAGGAAGUAUAGAAAGCACAAACAUCAUUACAGAUGCAAACG